Molecule: messenger RNA, 555 nt
Organism: Cylicostephanus goldi
Lineage: Eukaryota; Metazoa; Nematoda; Chromadorea; Rhabditida; Strongylidae
Source: the annotation of a GenBank genome assembly
GGUGGAGGCGGUGGAGGCGGUGGCAGUGGUGGCGGCCGAGGUGGUAACGGAGGUGGCGGAAAUAUGAGAGUAGCGUUCGACCUUCAAAAACCGUACUACUUUCCCAGAGGUGCUGUCUUUCCAGGAGACAAAGGGAUGAACGUGAUGGGAGCAGAACUGACAGGACGGAUGGGGCGUAUUCCCACCUACGCCGUUGUGGUGGACGAUGCCGGAAAUCCGGAAAUAUUAGCAGCUAGGGCGCAGGAUGGCCCUGCAGCAUCUUCCGUAGCUGUUCCUGUUUACCAAGCCAUGGCUCUACCGGACGAUGCUGUGGAUAUAAACGGAAAUAGAAUUAGCGACCAGCCACCACCACCUGUACCGCUAGCAUCAGAAUCAGAGGCACUUGUGCAAGGCAGCUCUGGAUCCGGUUGUGAUCAUUCAAAUCCAGAACGUCAAGAUUUUAACUCUGGUGCACAAAAUGCAGGAGGUUCCGCUCCAGUAAACUCUGGUGCUCAAACCGCAUCUGGUUCUGGAAACAACGAUGGUGGCUACAGGCGAUCCCGAAUGACUUUCUAG